GGCUGUCCAGCAGAGGGCAGCAUAAGAUCAAGGUCUGCCCCCAGUCCCAGAGCAGUGAGCGCUGUCAGGAUCACUCCUCUGACAACCAUGAAAGGUUCUCCUGAUCUGAUUCCCUCUGCAGAUUUGGACCCGAGCAGAGUGUGCAAGGGCAAAGGUGUGGUGACCCUGAGGGCCACGCUCGUCCACAUAGACGACGAGGACCUGGGCAGCGAGGAGCCGAGCCUCAUCGCCACCGCAGGCGGCUGGGCCGGCCAGAUCAAUGGAGACGGAUGUAAAGUGGCCGAGGGAGGCAGCGACGCCGCGGCUCGUCUACCGCCUGAGAACCACACCCAGAGCCAGGCCGAUUCACCCAGAAGCAUAAGAGAGAAUCCAGCUGGUCCUUGUUCGGAUGCUCAGAGCUGUGACCCAUCAGGUAGCGGCUGUGUUUAUCCCCGCACCAGCUCGGUCAACCCCACCAUAGUCCUGCUGCAGCACAACAGAGAGCAGCAAAAGCAUCUGUCUCACCUGGAAGAGCCGACCUCGGACGCAGACAAAGGCCCUGGUCCUGGCAGGCACGCUGUGAGUCCGGUCCCUGACAUGGACGGGAAGAGGCUGCGGCUGUCGCUGCACUCCCCCGUCCUCGGCCCCAUAAUCCAGCCCAUUGUGCCGAACACCGAAAAGUCCAAGGAGUGGUAUAAGACGAUGUUCAAGCAGAUCCACAGGCUACCCGAGCCUAUUGAGGAAAAUCCCUACCGCCCCACCUACAUUUUCCCCGAGACCCGUGACAUUGGCAUGAACCCAAAAGACGAUGCUCCGACCCCCUUUGGUUACCUGGAUGACGGGAGAACCGUGCCACGCUCAAAAAGCGACGACCUGGUAGACUCCAGAGGGCGGCUGAUGCCGGUGCCGACCCGGUCCUCCUCCCUCAAACCCUCUGCCAGACGGAGCGAGUGGGAGCCCCCGGAUAAAAAGGUAGACACCAGGAAGUACCGCGCCGAGCCCAGGAGCAUCUUUGAGUACGAGCCGGGGAAAUCGUCGGUGCUGAAGCUGGAGAGAACGGAUGUAAGUCCAGAAGAUGUAGAUUUAGAGAAUGAGCCUUGGUAUAAAUUCUUUUCAGAGAUGGAGUUUGACAAAGCGAGUGCCCCCUCCUUCAGCCCUCUGGAAAAAGCCUCCGACCUGCAGCAGCAGUACUCCUCGAGCAAGUCUGGACUGAACGAGGUGGAGACGGACAGAGGAUCCUCCACGGGCGAGCCUGGGGCUCCGGAAUGCGACCGACAUGUUUACAAGAGCAUCCUGGAGGGCGGUGACAUUCCCUUACAGGGCCUGCGGGCUCUCAACAAGCGCCACGGAAGCUCCUCCUCCUCUAAAGUGGAUUAUAAAGGUGGGAAUGGCUAUAUGAUUUCACCCUGCUCCUCUGUAAAUAGUCGAACGGUUCUUGCCAGUAAUGCAAUAGGUGACCAGUGUAAGAGUAAGACGCCUCUGUCUGCCGCCAAAGCCUGCAUACCCCAGAUCCUGCCCUCCAAGUUCAAGCCCAGGCUGCUGCCCCCCGGUGGCGAGGCUCAGGACAGCAGGAGCGAUGCUGUGGGACAGCCCAAGGCCCACAGCUGUGAGGACAUCUACACGGGGCGGCGCAGCGAAGCAGAGGAAGAGGAGGAGGAGGAGGAGGGGGGCUCUGGGCGAUCGGACUUGACGUGCGGCGAGGGCCCCAAAAACCGGAGGAGCACGUUCUCCAGCAUGUACAGGUCCAUGCACCACAUCCAGCGGCCCAGCUCCGCGGGCUGCAGCCCCCACGGCAGCGUGCGCAGCCUGACCUCCCUGUUCGAGAAGGAGACGGGAGGCGGCGAGAGGUCGGGGGCCGUGGACGGCGGCGGCAACGUCCGACGGGACGCCGUGUCGUCGCGGGUCACCGAGUUUGAAACGAUCAUCCGGCGGUCCGGCUCGGCUCCCAGCCGCUCUUCCUCCCUGCCCGCCCUGCACUCCGGCCAAAGCCGCAGCCCCUCCCGUCCCUGCCUGGCCUCUGCCGUGUCGGCGGAGGCCCUCCUGGUAGCCGGGGGCGCAGAGACCGCUGUGGAAGCAGAGGGCGGACGCUUCAGGCCCUCGUCGCCAGAGGAUGAGGCCGCUUCCUCGUCAGGGGGCGGACAUGACACCAGGACUGACUCCCCCUGUAACACUGAGGCUGAAGUGGAGCAGAUCUUCAGCAGAAACCCUCCUGAAUGUCUCCGCCCGAGUGCCAGCGAAUCACAAACUCCCUCCCCGUCCCCUCCGCAGCAGAACCACCACCACCACCACCACCACCACCUAUUGCACCACUUAAACCAUCAGCUUCUUCUCAAGCCCAGUACAUGCAAAGGCUCCUGCCCGGCCUCCUACACCCGCUUCACCACCAUCCUGCGCCACGAGAGGCAGCAGGCCACCGUGCAGCAGGACAAGCCCGCGGCCUCGGAGAAGAAGUCCAUCCUGCCCGCCAACCUCCUCCUCAUGGGCCCGGCCCCCUUCCGGCUGCGCAGGAACCUGCAGUCCCACCACGCCCGGAGGACAGUGUUGGCCACCAGGGUCACGGCGGGACCCCGCAGGCCCCUCAGCCUGUCGCCGGAGCCCAGGCCCCUCGUCCCGCAGCGGCUCUCCUCCCUGGAGGUUCUGGAGAAGCUGAGCGGCGAGGAGGGCGGCGGUGGCGCCGAGCAGCCGAGCAACGGGCAGGUCUUUGACGCCAACGGGAACCUACUGCAGCUGCUGGCAGCGCACCACAGAGACUCCUCGCCAGCGCACGGGGAAAGCCAGGAUGAGGUGCUGAGGAAGCGCCAUGGGGACAAAGAGAAAAUCCUGGAGGAGCAGCGGCGGCUGAAGCGGGAGCAGGAAGAGGCCGACAUCGCGGCCAGGAGGCACACGGGCAUCGUGCCGACGCACCACCAGUUCAUCACCAACGAGCGCUUCGGAGACCUGCUCAACAUCACGGAUAACGCCGAAAAAAGGAAAUCAGGCGUCGAGAGAACUCCUGCCAUGGCGCGCUUUGACUUCAGAGCAGAAACCCUGAAGGAAUUACCGUUUCAGAAGGGCGAUAUCGUGUACAUUAUCCGACAAGUGGAUCAAAACUGGUAUGAAGGCGAGCAUCAUGGAAGAGUCGGCAUCUUCCCACGGAGUUACGUGGAGCUCCUCCCUCCGACGGAGAAAGCCCAGCCGAAGAAAAGCGCCCCGGUGCAGGUCCUGGAAUACGGAGAAGCAGUCGCCCGCUUUAACUUCAAAGGAGACACGGUGGUGGAGAUGUCCUUCAGGAAGGGCGAGCGGAUCACGCUGAUUCGCCGGGUCGACGAGAACUGGUACGAGGGCAAAGUGUCCGGCACCAACCGGCAGGGCAUCUUCCCCGUCACCUACGUGGAGGUCCACAAGCGUCCCCGCGUCAAGAACGGGGUGGACUACCCGGACCCCCCGCUCAGCCACUCGCCGCAGCGCAGCACCAACGCAUCGCCCCAGCUCUAUCGUAACCGUCUGACCACCUCCCCCCUGCCUCUCCCCCGCUCCCCCCGUCGCUCCGUGUCACCCGAGGUCCACGCCGUCUCCUCCGAGUGGAUCUCCCUGACGGUGGGGGGUGGCAGCCCCCCCGCCGCCCCCACCCCUCCCCUGCCGCCGCUGCCCACCGUGUCCUACCGCUGGGGCGAGUACCUGCCCCCGCCGUACUCUGCCAGCCCCGUGCCCAAUGUCGCCGGCAGCCCGUACUGCGUGUCCCCCACGGCGUCGCCGUCUGCCUCCCCCCUGCCCCCGCCUUACCCGCCGAGGCCCAGCUCUGCCACGCCCUUCCUGACUUUCACCCCGCCGCAGGGGGAGGACUUCCUGCUGCUCUCCCCCUCCUCGCCUCACCUCUCGCGCAGCGUGAGCCCCAGCAGCGGGCCGGUGCUGGAGGGCUGGCUGAGGGGGGAGAAGGAGCUGACCGAGGGGGAGAGCGCUGAAGGGGACGGGGGCCGAGCCGCCCCGGGUAGCAGACAGAACAGCCCUGCAGAGUUUAUGAAAAACGAGGCCGACCAUCACGGACGGAUCUCCAGAAGCCCCGUGAUGCCGUACGACAUCCAGGAGAACAACAACGUCAACUCGUUUGCGGAGGCAGUGUGUAAUGAGAUCUUGAAUAUUGCUGAGACCUCGGUGAGGUACUGCAGCACCCUGUCCCACCACCAUAAUGACUCUCUCCAUAGACUGCUCCCCCACCCCAGUAAACAAUCUCUCAUCAUUUCCCAGCAACCCCAGUCCCACAGCAGCAGCCCGGAGCCGAGCCGUCUCAGCUGUGGAAUCUUCCAGGCUCUGUACAGCUACGUGCCUCAGAACGACGACGAGCUGGAGCUGCAGGAAGGGGACCUGGUCAGUGUCAUGGAGAAGUGCGAUGACGGCUGGUUUGUCGGCACAUCAAAAAGGACGAAACAGUUUGGGACUUUUCCCGGGAAUUACGUGAAGGAAGUGAAACUGUAACCACAUCUAAUCUGCCUGUAACACAUGGUUGCCUGUCCAGCUUGGGGAAGUUAUUACUACUGCGCAUGGCUGUCGGUUAGAGUAGUCAUCUGGCCGGGACGUUUUUGUCUGGGAAAGUGAUCAGUGUGGCCUGGGGGUAUGUCAAACCGCACGAGGCGAAGGACGCCGGAGAGGACGCUGCCCCAAACCGCCAUCGCACGUCACCCACUUCUUGGCCGAAUUCAUCCGUCCCCGACACGUGGGGCGAAGCGUCACACGAAUUAGCUGAUGUUGCACAGAUUAUGGCUUCCAAUUCGUCCGCGCGCACACACACACGCGUCUAUGUAGCGCCUCAGUCUGGAGGCUGGCGUCAGAGCAGCUCAAGGAUCAUAGAGUGGAUCUUAUUACCUAAGAAGGACUUUGGAGGAGGAGGAAAAGUUGUUGUUUUUUUUUUUAUGUGGUGCAAGUCGGAGCUGUUUGUCAUGAGCUACCUUUCAGGACCAGAGGCGCGAUGCAGAUCGUGGAUCACUUUCUUUUCAAAACCGAAAUAUCAAAUUUACUUCCCAGAUGUGAAAUUUUAAUGUGAUUUUUUUUUUUUCUUUCUUUUUUAGAUUUUGUGUCUGUUAAACAGACUUUUCCCCUUAAUUUUUGAUUUAAGAAAACUUCUUUAAAAACAUCCUUUUCAAGUUAAAAGGGCAUAUAUCAUUUUAUUAAUAUUUCUCCAGACUUUCAGUUGUCCGUAGUUAGAUUUGUGUCUGAAAUUGGGAAAUAUGUCUUUAUAUAAAAACAGUUCAAGAGAAAGAAUGUGAGCCCAAGGUGGUUUAAACGCAGCAACAAACGUUGCACAUGAGUGAUGACGCCAUGUUUGAAACGGCAAACUGGGCCUUGAAAACAUAACCAAUGUCCACCCGGGACAAAAGAAGCGAUGGUAAAGUCUGCAGCUGGAAAACGAGGCUGAAAAGUGAAAUUUUAUAUGGGCAUCUAUCCGGUAAGGAGGAGAAAAUCAGGAGAAACCUCAGAGAGAGAGAGUGUAGCUUGGAGACCCACCAAACUGGCACCCUGUGUAGAGAUUUAAAGGCUCUGUGUAGAGGCUGGGAGGGAAGGUAAAAUCCCCAUAAAUAUAAUCCUGUUUGGUAAACUUUAUGCUCACAAACACCCACAGUUGCAUUGGUGGUCUGGCUGUUGACUCUACCCUCGGCUUUGGAUGUAGUUUCUGCAUUUGAAUCUAAUUUUCCAGUUCUUUCAUAAUCCUGGGGUAAAAAAAUAACCUGCUCACCUCCACAGAGCUCGCCCACAUCUCCUUCCUAGAUGAUCCUUGAGGCAAAAAUGCUUAUUUUAUCCUUUUCCAACAUAUUUCUCUUAAAAUGUUCUUUAUUUUGUCAAGAAAACAAUCAUUUACCAUCAGAUAUCCAGUCACUGCCGUUCCAGACGCAUCGUCAUCCAUAUAUGGUAGUGCCUUCCUGUUUUAGUGAGCGUGGCUUCAGUAAAUUCUCUUAUAAAAUGUUUUAGCCUCUUUAAAAAACAACGAAAAGGCCGAUUGUGGCUUAUUUAUGUUUCACGCCUUCAGGAUUAUCAGGUUUUCUGACCCUUGAAAAUUAUGAUAUAUGCCCUUUGACAGUGUGUAACGUUAGGGAACCCUGCAGGAGUUGAUGUCAUUGUGCAGUUUUGCUUUUAUGUGAAGUACUUAACAUCACCAUAAGUUCAGUGUUGUCUUCUUUUGGGGGACUGUCAAAGCUUUUACAUCUAAACGCUUUGGAUACCGCUUCAGUAUUGCCUUGUUUGUUUCAACCAACCGUUCUUCUGCAGCCGUCGAUGCAGUGAGGUGCCUGUCUAGAAACAACAAACGUAUUUACACUGCUCUACUUUAUAGUUUCUGUAGCAAACACAAGUACAGGACACAGGGACUGUGUUGCAUGUAUUGUAAAAGUGAAGCAUACCUGAAUAUUCAUCCUUUUAAUCUGAUUAAGUGAUGCCUUUAAGGUAGCGAGUGAUCCAACAACGCCUUCAGCGCACCUAUUAGACCGUUGUGGUAGCACUUAACCUCCAGUUUGUCCCCAACUAACAAGAUGAAA
Messenger RNA from Fundulus heteroclitus (mummichog), 6482 nucleotides. Its product is annotated as sorbin and SH3 domain-containing protein 1. Bases 88 to 4431 code for a protein of 1447 amino acids. Lineage: Eukaryota; Metazoa; Chordata; Actinopteri; Cyprinodontiformes; Fundulidae. Gene Ontology annotation, cellular component: cell-substrate junction; nucleus; cytoplasm. The record is from RefSeq and is a predicted model, not a curated record. Gene Ontology annotation, molecular function: protein binding. Gene Ontology annotation, biological process: cell-substrate adhesion. The transcript has 27 exons.